UGUUAAUAAAGCCUUUUGUUGCUUUCUGUUUUUAUGAGUGAUUUAUCGAACCGAAUAUCUAAUGCUUGUUGGUUCACGCAAAUCCUAGAUACAGUGGGAUUACGCUAGCAUUACGAUUGACAAUCUCUCUGCAUUGCCAGUAAGAAGAGCGAUUCAUCAGUUAUCGUUGUUUUUUCAGCUUUUCUGGGACAAAUACACGCGUACGUGGUUUAUAUUUGGUCACGGAUCUCCACCGUGACGACCAGUAAGCACCCAGUAUCUUUUUCUCCGAAAUUACGGAGUACAUGUGCCCAGAACCUUUUUCGUAAUCCUCCUAGACAGGGGGUGUGAGACUAUGAGACUGGUCAGCACGGGGAAAACGACAGGUGAGAUGCGUAUUUCCACGAUUCUCUCAAAUGAAGCUACGAGAUCGCGUUUCUCAUGAUGGACGAUGCACACUUUAUGAGCUGAGCAUGAGACAGAGUGAGGGUGUUGGGAUUGGUUCACAACAUCGACCUUCGUCCGCACUCCCGUAAGAGUGUAGCUGUAUUUCCUUUAUAUAUGUACAAGAAAUGGGCCAGAAACUCUCAAGAACCUUCCUUAUUUCUUCUUCUCCUUCUCCCGCUUCGUCUUACAUGUUGCGCACUCCUCAGAGCUAGGCUUCUCUAUAUGCUCAACCGUCGGCAUGCAUUUACGGAUCUCACGAAGAGCACAGGGAUUUUCCACAACAGGUUCAUACGAAGCUUGAAGACCGCAUUUGCAAAGAUGUACGACACGCGUUUUUGUGCACAUUGUGACGGAGUUAAAAUGGCAGGGUUCUUAGUUGGGGAUUCGUCAGGUAGGUUUAUGCGUGCACAGGAAAACUAUUGCUUCUUGGCAGCGGAGUUGGGGUUGGAGCUGUGGCUUUAUAGAUGUGUUGGUAACAGGUUCACUUUUAUAGAAAAGACAUCAAAAUGAUUAUAUCACGA
This is a messenger RNA of Fusarium verticillioides 7600, 947 nucleotides long. RefSeq lists its product as hypothetical. Bases 541 to 936 code for a protein of 131 amino acids. Lineage: Eukaryota; Fungi; Ascomycota; Sordariomycetes; Hypocreales; Nectriaceae. The record is from RefSeq and is a predicted model, not a curated record. The transcript has 2 exons.